GCAGCAGCUGGCAAAAGAAACAUGUCGGGUUGUUUUUACGUACUACAGAAAGUGCGGAAAACCAUUCCAAUUCGACAGACAUACCCCUGCAUCAGUGCAGACAUAAGCUAGCUAACGUCGUAGCUGCUACUAGCUAACGUUGGUUAAGCGGGUGCAGCCCUCCACCUCCACAGGUUGCUUCUGCUGCUCUGCUGGGACUGCCUGCCAACACUGCCCUGUAACAAUAUCUGGAUUGUUAAUAACGUCACAGAAAUUACAACAUAAUAAUGCUUAGUUCUUAGUUCUUGGAAAUGCAGCAUGAAGACAGACGCUAUAUUUAGUUUAAUUACUUUUUUGCUUGUUAGCAUCAAUUUAGUGCACUCAACCUUCACACAUUCCCUGACUUUUUUUUCUUUCUGGAAGGAUAUUAUUCGGAAACUUCGGUUAUUCAAAUGGGUGAAGAGGAGGAUCGUGCUGACGUUUCGUCCUGUCCAAAAUGGCAAACCUUGUGACAUCGUUGUGCUGUGUAGUUCUGGCCGCGGUGGUGGUAGCCUACGCUCAGAGACGCAGUCAGCUUGUUGCGAGGAACCAGUAUGAGCGAAUGGGCAGUGAUGUCACCAUGCAGUGCGGCUCCCUGGACAACGACGCGUCAGUGUCAUGGAAGGUGAACGGGACAGAUGUGAAGGCCCAGCACCACCUAGAGGGUCCCAGACUGAUGCUGAACGAAGUGGACCUGGGCCACAACGGACUCUACAGCUGCUUUCAGAACCCGCACGGAGAGAGACGUGACACCAUCUACCUCCACAUCGGCAUUCCCCCUCGGGAACCCACAGUCACCUGUCGGUCCAACACCUACCCGAAAGGCUUCUACUGCAGCUGGCACCAGCUGCACCCGACGUACAUCCCCACUACUUUUGAAGUGGACGUACAACACAACCAGCGUUCACUGGAGGUGCAGCAAGAUCCGGACCACAAGAAUCGCUGUCGUGUGCGUUUCCCUGAGGUCUUCUCCAGCUUCCCCUACAAAGUGAACGUGACGGCAGUCAACGCCUUAGGGAAAGCCUCCUCCACCAUUUCUUUUGAAGAGUCCAGUAUAGUUAAACCAGACCCCCCAGAGCGAGUGACGGCGACCCCGAUCCGUUUAAACGCCCGGAGGCUUGAGGUGUCCUGGCACAGCCCAGCCACCUGGCCUGAUAUCGACAACUUCCCUCUGAAAUACUUCCUUCGAUACCGGCCACUCAUCCGCGAGCAGUGGCAGCAUGUGGAGCUAUCUGACAGCACCUCCCACACCAUCACCGAUGCCUACGCUGGGAAGGAAUACAUCAUCCAGGUGGCUGCCAAGGACACAGAGAUUGGAACAUGGAGCGACUGGAGUGUUGCUGUCCAUGCUACACCCUGGAUUGAAGAUCCUCUGCCCAUCACUUCGACAACUGAAGUGGAAUUAACUACCGGGGCUAAGACCUCCCCCAUACCGUCCUCCAACGCACCACAAAAGGCUGAAAAUUCAGUGGGCAGUGCUGCCAGGCUCCUCACAUACUUCUCCCCUUUGCUGUUAGGAAUACUGCUGCUCUUAAUGUGAUGUGUCUUAUUCCUGACGGGAGUAGUAGGAGGAAGAAGAGGAGGAGGAAGAAGAGGAGGAGGAGGAGGAGGCGGAGGUGGCUGGUCUUUUUUCUAUUUUGCACAUGUUUCAAGGAUAUAGUGCAUUGAUCAUUUUCUGUCCAUCACGCAGUUACUCACCGAGAUUACUUAGACAUGAAACCAGACGAUGAUAAUGCAAUUCAGCAUUUUUGAUUAAUGGUGACAAAGAAAUUCUUCAGAGGAGCGGCUUCAUCAACAGCAGCAGCAGCAGCAGCAACGACCACGACAGCAGCAGUGACAUCAGCCUAAACAGUCUUAUAUCACCCCCUGGUGGCUUUGACGGGCCACAGCAGACUUUGUUUGGGAAUCUCCUCUUCAGAGCAAGAAAAUCGACUCCUCAGAUGGCAACAAAAAAAAAAUCUUCUCAUUACCUUUUUGUUCUUUUUAUUUUGUUUUUAUUGAUCAUGAAUUUAUUUCCACUUUCUUCUAAAAUUGCAGCACCGUACAGACAAACACACACAUAUAUAAAGCAUUCGUGCGUGUGUUUGUGUGUACAGCCCGGUAGCAGUCCCCAUACAGCUAAAUCAUCAUGCCAAAGACUCUCCCCCCCCGCCCCACUCACACCCCCCCCCCCCCCCCCCCCCCCCCGACAAAAUGGUUCCCAAACAAUUCACUGAGCUUCCUGAAGCCCUGUGUCUGCCUUCGUCGUGAGCAAGUUAUCUGCGUGUGUGCACAACACCUGAUUGAUGCUGACUCGCGUGGUACACGAGUGUGAGGUAACCCCGCAGCUCCUGUUUGUGUAAACCUACCAUUCAACAAAGAAGACACACAAAUACUCAAUCAGACUCUGAAUCUGCCAACUCCCAAGACUGAAUCCAAUUGACGGAGCGAGUCGUUUUUUCGAUUACAAGGACUAACACUUUAAAGAAUUCAGUAAACGGUAGUCUGGCUUAUUUAGACGAUUAGCUUUACACUCUGCUUUCAGCGACUGGCAAAGAGGACCUGGAUUGUAAAAAAAAUAAAUAAAGUGGAUUUGAGACUGAACAAUUCUUUGCCCACCCAUAUGUUUCGGUUCGACGACGGAGUUGGUUGUUGAAACAUUGAUAUGCUUUGUUGGUUUUCCAUUCUGCUCCGUGCUGUAAAAUACAAUAACACAAAACAGUUUGCUUUCCAAAUUUCACGUCUUUUCAAACAUGAAAGAAUCUUUUCGCAGUUUACAUUUCCAGUUAAGUAGCCAAUAUCAGCAGUUAAUAUUAUAUUAUUCAAAGGAAUAUUGUUGUGUUUUAUUGUAUUUUUUUUUUAUCUUUAAGAGACAAAUAAUACCAAGACACAUAUAGGAUUUUAGUUUUUUUUUUCUCAGACAUUCAUAAUGGCUUAAUUCUCCUUGAUCCUAUUUUGUAAACUAUGAUAUGUAACUUUAACAUUGAACAAAAAGUUUAUUAUUUAAUAAUAAUAAUAAUAAUGUAUGUAUUAGCAGUAGAAUGUCGUAACCUGUACCUGGGGUCUUUUUUAUAGAUGUAUAUACAAUGACAGGUAUCAACCAUUAAAUGUGACCAUUUCACAAUGAAUGAUGACA
Cottoperca gobio is the source of this 3133-nucleotide messenger RNA. It is a transcript of the gene cntfr, whose product is annotated as ciliary neurotrophic factor receptor. Gene Ontology annotation, molecular function: protein binding; cytokine receptor activity. The coding region runs from base 476 to 1558 and encodes 360 amino acids. The transcript is spliced from 11 exons. NCBI's taxonomy places the organism in Eukaryota, Metazoa, Chordata, Actinopteri, Perciformes, Bovichtidae. The record is from RefSeq and is a predicted model, not a curated record. Gene Ontology annotation, cellular component: membrane.